Messenger RNA from Rhincodon typus (whale shark), 3791 nucleotides. Its product is annotated as protein ATP6V1FNB-like. Bases 2945 to 3412 code for a protein of 155 amino acids. The record is from RefSeq and is a predicted model, not a curated record. The transcript has a single exon. Lineage: Eukaryota; Metazoa; Chordata; Chondrichthyes; Orectolobiformes; Rhincodontidae.
UGCAGUCGCAGGGAAAGGUGCUGGGUGUAGUGAGAGGUUGGUGGGGAAUGUCGAGCUGAUGAAGGAGUUGUGAAGUGAAUGGUCCCCGCGGAAAGCGGUGAGGAAGGAAAUCCUGCUCCCCGGUUGAAGCGUUCUGCUCUAGGACACACCAGAUAUCCUCCUAGUUUAGAGACUGUAGUUUCUCCACUGUAAUUAAGGAUGCCCUCAACUGCCUCUGCCCCGUUUCCUGCACUUAUGCCCUCAAUUCCGCUCUCCCAACAACAAUAAGUCUCCCGAGUCUUCAUGUACUACCCAACCAACCUCCAAAUACAACGCAUUGUCCUCCGACAUUUCCGCCACCUACAAUCAGACCCCAACAUCAGAAAGAUAUUUCCUUUCCUACCCCUGUCCGCUUUCAGCAGGGACUGUUUGCUUUGCAACUCACUCAUUGCCUCCACACUCUCCACUGCACCCGGUACCUUACCCUGCAACCGCAAGAGGUGCUACACCUCCCCUCUCACCUCUGUCCAAGGCCUCAAACAAUCCUUCCAGAUCUGACAGAGAUUCACCUGCACUUCAUUCAACUUGAUUUAUUGCAUCCGUAGUUCCUGAUGUGGUCUCCUCUACGUCAAGGAGACCAAAUGCAGACGUGGGGACCGGUUCACGGAGCAUCUGUGCUCUGCACACACCAACCAACCCAAUCCUCUGGCUGCAAUCCGUCCUCUCGCUCACCUGUCAGAGUAAGGCCAAAUGUAAACUGGAGGAACAACACCUGAUAUUUCACCUUGGGAGCUUACAGCCCAAAGGCCUGAUUAUUGACUUUACCAGCUUCAAAAUCCAUCCACCCCAAGCCUUAUCCCAUGUACUGCCUCCAUGACCUGCCCUAACCUGUCUAUCUUCCUACUCCCCUAUCCGUGCCACCCUUCCCAUUGACCAAGCCCUAAAACCCCUUACCCCUGCAUCCCCCAUGUCACCAUCCCACCUAUCUUUCCCUAGCCCCACCCCCUGUCCCUGUAUUUAUUUCUGGGCUCCCCAGUCCUGACGAAGGGUUUCGGCCUGAAAUGUUAACUUUCCUGCUUCUCUGAUGCUGUCUGACCUGCUGUGGUUUCUAGCUUCUGGAGUCCUUACUGUUCCCAGAACAUUACCUGGGUCUUUGGCUUAACCGUCCAGUGAUAAUACCACAAGCCAUUGCCUAGUUUAUUGCAAGCAGAUUGUUUCUAAUGAUGAAUUGUUAACUUGUAUCUGUAAACUUUCUUCCUUUUUUUAAUUAUGCACAUUAGUAGGGCAAACUCUGAAACUUUAGUUUUGGGAAAGUUAGGACCCGGGAGUAAUCUGGUGUUUCAAAUUACAAAGUAUGUGUAUGUGAAAGGCUGUACCUACAUGUGGGCUCUUUCUCUGCUUUUACUGACAGGAUAUGGAAUUUGGAGCCUCCUCAAGCCUGAUACACAAUGUCACUUUUCUAAAUGGUUGUGAAUUCUGCCAGCACCAUCCAGAUUUCCAAGCAAAGGAAAAGGGAGGAACUCUGUUUUUAAACCUGCUCUUAAGGCAGAAGCUGUAAUUCAGUGAAGAAACGGGGCUGAAGGCGUAUGUACAUCCCAUGAGUAGAAAGUUUGCAACUAUUUAGAUCUCCAUCAGAUGGCCUGUACCAUUGCCUUAUCAUAGAAUUAGUUAGCUGGAGGCUGCUGUAAAACAGUUUUGUGAGAGUAUAAUCCUUUAAUUCCAAGAUUAAGUCAACUUUAUGUCCACUACUUUAUGGCAAUUCUCAAGUUUGAUACUUUAUUUGUGUGCUGAACUCAUGAGCAGCAACGUGCAUAAGUGAUGAUAAAUGAUCAAAUCAAUGUGGCAGUCAGUAAUUGGAAAAUAAUUUUGAUCAAUGAUUGUUGUGGAUUUUUACUUGGACAAAAUUCAGCGAUUCCUUUUGUCUCUAUCCGUUUUAAAGUAAGAUGCCUCUACAUUGCUCAACCAAGAGCUGUUUGACAGAAUAACCCCCAUGACAAAGAACUGGAUAUACUCCCAAAGAUCUUAGAAAUGGAUCCAGUUAAUUAACCUCAAAGGUUCUGUAAAACUGCUGAAUAUCACAAAAACCCAACUGGUUCAGAUUUCCUUUCUGGAAGGAAACCAGCAGGUCAUUACGAAAUACGCAUUAUCCUUAUCCUGGAACAAAAGUGGGAAUGUCAAACAUAUUCUGAUCCAUACUUAGCAGAGCAUAAUCAGUCUUGCUCCUAAGGCUGGUGACAAUGUUCUCCUCACUCCCAGUACAGACCAUCCUAAGAAGUUUUCUUUUGGUAAAUGAAGGAAAGUACUUCCCUCUCUUCAUAAUCAUGCAUUCCUUCUAAGGGUGAGUGUUGCUGGCAUGUCACAUAUUGAAUUUCCUCAAACUGAUAGCAAAGAAACAGGCCGUUUGGUCCAACAGAUUUACACUGGUGUUAAUGUUCCAUGCUACCCACCUCCCACUCCUCUUCAUUUAACUCCAUCAUUGGAUCCUUUUUUUCCUUUCAUCCAAUUUUUUUUUAUCCAGCCUUCCUGUAAAUACGUCAUGCUCUUUGUCAUAUUCCCUCCGAGUACUUAUGAUCUUCUAGCCACUCUCCAUGAAGUUGCUCCUGAAUUAGAUUUGUUGAUAAUUUUCUUAUAAUAAGUCCCUAGUUUCGGAGGCUCGUUCAACUAGAAAGCAUCUAAAUGUCCAUGCUGUCAAAGCUCUUCAUAAUUUUAAAAGACCUCCACAGGGGCAGCGCCUCAGAAGUUUCUUUUAAAGAGACUCAACCAAUUCAGCCUGUCCUGCCGCAAUGUGUCAGUUUCAUUAUCCAUGUCACUUCCUGUCUCUCAUUACAAUUGUAAAUGUAACACUGAUUGCUUAGAUACCAAAUGGACACCCAGUCAGCACGUGGAGAGGGUCCUGUCUGUAAUGCUCGCCUUGUAUAUGUCCAUGUUUCAACACAUGGACAAGAACACCUGAAGACCUGUGCCCAUGAACCGAAAACUCAUCAUGGACAAUAAGAAGCAAAACUUCUGGAAAGAAAGCAUCACCAAAGAGGACCUACUGAGGCUAUGUUGGCUGAGGCAUGACCAGCAAGGCCUCAACAAGAUACCAAGAAGAGGAACAGAGCUUAAGAAGGUUCUUGUGCGACCUCACACUAAUCUCUCGGAGCAGAAAUCAACAGAGCAGGAGAAGGAGGCCUCGGUGACAAAAGGUGAAAUGGAAAAGCCAAAAGCUGAAGAGAAAGUUGCAACAGACUCCUUCAGUGAUAUGAGGCCUGUCACCCCUGAGGUGCGUGCACUGCUCUACGAUGGAUUCUCUAAGGAAGAGAAAGGGAGAUACCAAUACCUAAAGGCACGGACAAAGAAAGGCCCCAGUGAAAAAUAUAACCAUGCCAUUACCUCCUCCUGGGAGUAUGGCUGGAAAUUAGGUGAGAGAAUGUCAGCAAGGCAAGGUUAAGGCUUAUAGCUGGGGCAGGGAUUUCAUUGUUACUGCUCAGGACAGGACUGAGAGUUUGGUGGGGGUCAGUAUUGCUGUGAGAGGAGUAAUGGUCAGGCUUGCUGGACAGGGAGUUGGGAUCGCUGUUACUAUGCAGGGGUCAUAAUGUUUAGCCCACUGGCAUGACAAAAGGGAUUGGUACCCAAUCGGAGGUUGACCUUUCACCUUGGUGGACCUUGUGUCAAACACUAUCCAACAACCGAGGUUCACAUCCAGACUCAAAUCCAUUCCAGACACGGAUGGUUUCUUUCUCUGGGAGGUGAAACAGACCGUCAACAGAAAUAACACAGUGUAGAGCUUGUGGAACACAGCACGCUGAGCAGCAUCAGAGGAGCAGGAA